AUGAGCCCCAUCCCCACCUCGCCCACGCUCGCCGCCGCCGCCGCCCCGAAGGCCGAGACCAAGCGACCAGCACCCAUCAAGCUCAACGACGCCACGCGCCAGAAGUGCUUCGAGAUGCUCGCCGAAGCUCUCGAGCAGUCGGAAUCGGAUGCGGACUACUUCGAGCUGGCGCUCGACAUCGAGGCGGAGAUGUUUAAGCUCUUUGGAGAGACCAACCCCAACUACAAGGCCAAGUUCCGCCAGCUCUUCAUGAACCUCAAGAACGUCAAGAACCACGACCUCCGGCUUGGCGUUCUCAACGGCCACAUCUCCCCCGAGCGCCUGUGCCAGAUGACAUCCCAGGAGUUGGCGAGCAAGGAGCUGCAGGAGCAGAGGAAGGCGCUGGAGGAGGCCUGCCUGAAGGAGGCCAUCCGCGGCGGCCAGAAGCAAGCGACGACCAACAUGUUCCGCUGCCACAAGUGCAAGAAGCGGGAGUGCACCUACUACCAGCUCCAGACGCGCUCCGCUGACGAACCCAUGACCACCUUCGUCCAGUGCACCAACUGCAACAACCGUUGGCGCUUCUAA
Molecule: messenger RNA, 567 nt
Organism: Acanthamoeba castellanii str. Neff
Lineage: Eukaryota; Discosea; Longamoebia; Acanthamoebidae
Product: transcription elongation factor SII, hS-II-T1 isoform 8, putative
Exons: 3
Coding region: 1-567 (188 amino acids)
Biological process (GO): DNA-templated transcription
Cellular component (GO): nucleus
Molecular function (GO): nucleic acid binding; zinc ion binding
Source: RefSeq, a predicted model, not a curated record